This is a messenger RNA of Pocillopora meandrina, 8711 nucleotides long. NCBI's taxonomy places the organism in Eukaryota, Metazoa, Cnidaria, Anthozoa, Scleractinia, Pocilloporidae. The record is from the annotation of a GenBank genome assembly.
UGUCGAGACAAGAAUGAGAAGCGAAGGAAACCAUCCCAGCUACAGCGAAUCAAUGACCAUAAAUGAAUGUAACAUUGCAAGUAAGUUCUACAAAUUUAAAUUCUCCCUGAUUUUAUUACCGGUAGGUUUCUAAUGCAGCUAAUCUGCAAAAGAUCAAAACCGAAAGAGGAAAACGCAAUGGAUUCCCCAUUAAGAAACGAAAAUGAAAGAAUCGAUUUUAGUCCUAUUCAUCUUUUGCUCGCGUAUGAGGUGAUUCCAGCAGUUAGGUUCUUAACUCCUAUGCAGUUUUGUUUUCGAUCAAUAUUUAGACAAUGCGCAUAGUGAUUACUCGAUCGCUUUCACGCUAGAAAAUGUGUUAUGAUUGUCUUGUAUGAAUUCUCCAAACGAAUCUGUAACGCAUGAGAUUUAAGCAUAUUUUCUCUUUCUCUCUGUCGAAUUUUUUUAAAUUCUUAGUUUCUCAUGGUUUAAAUAUAGCUUUGCGAGGAAACGUUGGCAAAACCAUGAGUUUACUGAUGCCAUGCCUUGAGUAAUUAGUGAUGACAUUCGAUCUGCAUCUGGACGCGUCAUCUAGUAAUCGCAGCUGCCGAGUUGAUUUCAAAUUAAAUAUAGAUUGUUGUUUUCAUUCUGCCUCUUGUCAUGUAUUAAAUGUAGCACUUUCAAUCGAUCAAAGCCAAUCAGGGAUACAGUUGCUUGAUCAUGAUAAUAUUCUUUAUAAUAUUCUUUAAUCAGGGCGAAGGGGUCAAGCUUCAAAAUCUGUUUUUGGGAAAGACACUUUCCUCUUACAGUAUCUCUAUCUGCUAAGCGUGUCUGUGGGUGCCAUAAAACUGUAAUGGGAACCUGACAAAACUGAUCUUGGGAGGUUUCCUUGCAGUGGACAAGCAUCCCAUUAGUGAAGGAGGGCAGGAAGGGCAAAGUAGCAACAGGGGUGGAUCAAGGGAAGGGGUGUAGAGGAUGUGCUCCCCCCUUGCCUGAGAUGACCUGUGACUGUUUUAUUGAUGUUGAAGUAAAACAUGAGACAAAAUUAAGGAAUUCUUGUGAAAUACAGCAGCCGUUAAAAAUUAUUUGUAUUCUUGGCAGUUCACAUUGUUAUUAUGACAGACUGAUAAAUUUAUUAAGUAAGAACAUUUUAACAUUGCAGUUAGUAAGCUGAUAUUUAAAAUAAGUUCUAAAAAAAAUUUAACAAAUGCAUAGUCCUUUAAAACAACCAUGCACAAUAGUAUUUAAAUUAUAGAAUAUAUCAUUGUCAAUAAGUAUCUGAUUUACUUGUUUAUUAGACUUAUUAUACGCAAAACUAAUACCUACUCUAUGAAAAUAUAGCAACAGUGUUGUCACUUGUAACAAGUUAAACAAGAAGACCACCUUGUUGCAUAAUCAGCAAUUCAUUUGAGCUAUCAUCAAUCCAUUUCUGUCUUGUCACGUUUUGUCACAAUAUAAAUACUUGUCAAUGAGUGUAUAUUGUCCCAACUGUAAUAUAUGCAGAAAUGCUACCAAAUAUAUAAACUCGUGAGUUUAGUUUGAUAUAGAAUUAUUACUUUCAUUUGUGUGUGUGUGUGUGAAUAAAGAACUUUUGCAGAACCGAGUAGUUAACAUGGUGUCAGGAUUUUAACAAACCCAGCUAAGACUAACGUCAACAGCGAUCACCACCAGCUCUUCAAAAACAUCAACCCUCUCAAUCUACAAUGGCUGCAUUGGAGCAUUUACCGGCACCGAAAGGAAACUUCACGCCUGGCCCCAAAUGUUACCAAAAGUGCUUGGAUUGGGUUGAGGAAUGUGAACUUCUUUUGAAUGGUCCACUAGCUUUGAAGAGCAAAGCUGUGAAAGCAAAUUAUGUUCUCAUUUGAGCAGGAAAAGCUGGAAGAACACACAUUAAGUCACUGAAUCUCACCAUGGAAGAGAAGAGAGAUCCAAGUGUGCUGUUAAAAAAGUUCAUGGAGUGGACAAAGCCGAAAUCCAAUGCACUUGCAGCCGCAUCAAACUUCCGCGGCCUGGAGCAAGGUGAUCUUAGCCUUGCACAGUACAUUGACAAAGCCACUAUUCUGUGCAACCAGUGUGAAUAUCCUCCAGAAGCUCGUGAUUGACUACUUCGAGAUGCAAUAGUUAUUGGACUAUGCUCCAAAGAGGCCUAUUACAAAUGCAUUGAAAAAGAUUCAGAAUUGAUGCUAGAAGAGGCAAUAGAAAUUGCUCAGAAUCAGGACGCCACAGCACACCAAGUCGGUUACAUGUGACCGGAAUUCAAAGGCGAACCCCUACAAAUGGAAGUUCAUAAACUCCAAGGAAACAGGCAAUCAAGAGCCAGCCAGAACAGACGGCAGCCACAAAGACCAGCUUCCAAUGAUCAGAAACAAGGAAGGUCAAAGAGGGAAACUUGUUUCUACUGUGGAGCAAAACCAUCACAUCCCAAAAGUGAGUGUCCUGCAAAGAAGGCAAAGUGCUUCAAAUGUGGGAAGGAAGGGCAUUACGGUUCCAUGUGCAAAUCAAAGAGUAAAGAUGCAUGUGUUCAUGAGUUACAAGUCUAGUCUACAACAGCUUCUGAGUGCGUGGACUGCGUACUGAAUGAAUACAAGCCAGUUUACUUCAACGCACCUAUUCAUCACCUCAAGACAGUAACAGUGGAAAGUCUCAAUCAUCCAAAACCAGAACCUCACAUCCCCCACUAUGGCUCAGCCAGGAAUCUUCAUCACAAAUCUUCCAGAUUGACUGCAAGGUUGAUACCGGUGCAAGUUGUAACAUUCUGCUGUUGUACAAGGCUAAAGCACUCUUUGGAAACAACUUGAAGUUGGGCAAACCAACUGUGAACCUCAAAGGCUACAGUGACAGUCCAGUGGAAAACCUGCAUUGUGUACCUUUACCAUGGUAACAAGAUAUUCAGAGUUUUGUGCGAAGUUGCAGACAGCAAAGGUCAUAUGAUCCUAGGCAGAAAGCAAGCAUUAAUUAUGGAAUACAUCAGUUUCCCUGACAUCCAGAAACCUGCUGUCCAAGCUAAAACAGAUAGGUCUAUCAAAAAACUCGUGGAAGAGCCCGAAAACCAAUGAUGGUCUAGUAAUUCCAAGAGUUCAGAAAUGCACUGAUCCAGUGGUACCAGUGAUCCAAAGGAGCGCUAAAGAGAAGAUAACUAUUAAUGGAAGGACACACUUAUUGCCCACAACUAAGGAUUACUUACUGCAGGAAUGUGCCGAUGUGUUUCAAGGCAUAGGAACUUUGCCAGGUGGACCUUGUAGUAUCCAGUUAAAGAAAGGCUACAAACCCGUUCAACACCCACUGUGCCAAGUUGCAGUCAGCCUAAAACCACUCUACAAAGCAGAAUUGGAGAGAUUGACACAGCUUGGAGUCAUUAAAGAAGUAAGGGAGCACACCGAGUGGAUUAACUCGAUUGUUCCAGUUAAGAAACCAGAUGGUUCCUUACAACUAUGUCUUGAUCCAAAGAUCUCAACCGAGUGAUGAAGAGGAAUCAGUGGUACAGCAGGACAGUCGAUGAUAUCUUACCAGAAUUAGCAGAUUUGAAGUAUUUUAGCUUGCUUGACGUGAAAUCAGGGUAUUGGCAUGUCUCUACUGCAUUCUUCAGAGGAAACCUUACCCCAGCCAGGUGUAGGAUGGACCCCAAAAAGGUGCAAGCCAUCACAGAGAUGAAACCACCAGAGAACCUUCAAGAUUUGCAAAGCUUCCUAGGACUGGUAAAGUACCUAAACCGGUUCAGUCCAGCACUGGCAGGUUUAACAGCACCGCUUAGAACGCUCUGUAAGAAGGAUACUCUCUUUACCUGGGAAAGCUCACAACAAACAGAAAAUGGGGCUAUCAAGAAAGAGAUUACAAGUGCACCAGUGUUGGCAUAUUUUGGUUGGGGUAAAGCUAGCACUAUUCAGUCAGACACAUCCAAGAAAGGCUUAGGAGCAGUUCUUAUCCAAGAUGAUAAGCCUGUGAUCUACGCACCUAGAGCCCUCACUGAGACGGAACAAUCUUACUCUAACAUUGAACGAGAGCUGCUUAGUGUUGUUUUUUGCUCUUGAAAGAUUUCAUCAUUAUGUGUAUGGAUACACAGCGACAGUUCAAACAGAUCACAAGCCAUUGGUCAGCGUAUGGAAGAAAUCCAUAGUGUGCAACUCACUGCCUUCAGAGGCUAUUGCUGAGACUAUCCCAGUAUGACGUAAACAUUGAAUACCUGAAAGGGAAGGAUAAUGUCAUAGCUGAUGCACUGUCCAGAGUGUCUCCCCAGCCAGCACCUAAAGAAGGAGAAGACGAGGAAGAUUUUAUCUCAGUUCACAUGCUCACAGAGGAAAUCCCUGCUGAUUCUAUGAGAGUUGGAGAUUUCAGACACGCAACUGUAGAAGACCCUAUUUCCGGUUCACUGAUGUAAGUGGUUGCAAAUGGAUGGCCUGAAUUAAAGAAAGAUUGCCACCCACUUCUUGUAGACUACUGGAGCUACAGAGAAGAGAUCAGCGCCAAGAAUUGUCUACUCUUCAAAGGCCAUCGACUCAUAGUUCCUGAGAAAUUGCGUAGCAGUCCUCCAAACUUUCCACAAGGGUCAUUUUGGUUUUGAGAAGAUGCAACUAAGAGCCCGAGAAGCAGUAUUCUGGCCAGCAAUAAUCUCAGAUUUACUACAGGCAGCACAGGGUUGUGAAGUGUGCCAGAUGUUCUCAAGGAGCCAACAACGUGAGACACUGUUGCCCAAUGAAGUUCCUCAAGGACCUUGGGAGAAGUUAGGAAUUGAUUUCUUUGAGUUUCAGUCUACUACCCACCUCCUGAUAGCAGACUACUACAGUAGGUUUCCUGUGAUUCAGAAAGUACACCAACACGAGUGCUACCACUGAGAUUCUGAAGCAAGUGUUUAGCGAAUAUAGAGUGCCCCAAACCGUUGUGACAGACAAUGGCCCCCCAUUCUCGUCGAAGGAAUUUGCAGCCUUUGCAAACCAAUGCCGCUUUGACCACAUCAUGUCUAGUCCUUGUUACCCACAGAGUAAUGGUUUCAUCAAACGUAUGGUGCAGAUGGUCAAGCAGUGUUUGAGGAAAUGUGCAGCCACAGAACAUGAUCCAAGCUUAGCUAUGUUGAUCUACAGAGCCACACCCCUUACUACCAGCAUACCAUCACCUGCAGAGCUAUUGAGUGGAUGAAAGUACAGAGCAUUACUUCCAACCAAAUCCCCUAUCCAGAAUCCUCAUUACCAGGUUGUCCGAGAGCAAAUGGUGAAAGACAAGAUCAAAAUGUGCGAACACUACAAAAAAACUGCAAGGGAUCUACCUUCACUGCCACAGAAUCAGAGAGUGUACGUACAAGUUCACCCCCAGUGUAACCAAUGGAUUCCAGCAACCAUUACCAAAAAGCCAGUUGCGUCUCAACUGAGAUUGUACAGUGUCGAAACUACUAAGGGAGCCCAGUUAGUGAGGAAUCGUCACUUUAUUCGUCCAGCACAAGGGAUUGCUCCGAUACCUGCCGAAAAUAUGAAGUGUGGCGACAGCAGUUACAGCAAACGACCAAGACUUGUGAUUACAAGACCUAAAAGGCUUAUGGAGACAAUUUAAUUAGUUUCAGCGUUUCAGUUAAGGCUUAGUUUUUUUUUUAGUAGAGGGGAGAUGUUGCAUAAUCAGCAAUUCAUUUGAGCUAUCAUUAAUCCUAUUUAUUCCACCAUUCACGUCUUGUCAUGUUUUGUUGCAAUGUAAAUACUUGUCAAUGAGUGUAUAUAGUCCCAACCGUAAUAUAUGCGGAAAUGCUACCAAAUAUAUAAACUCAUGAGUUUAGUUUGUUAUAGGAUUAUUACUUUCAUUUGUGUGUGUAUGAAUAAAGAACUUUUGCAGAACCGAGUAGUUAACACACCUAGUCAUAAACCUUCUUCCUUGCUUGCUUUUGAAAUUUAUUUCAGUCACCUAUCAGUCAUGUCAUUCCCUAGUAAUAGCAAAUACUCUUAGUUAUACCUGACUUUAGACGACACAGUUGAGUUUGAAUUUUCAAAUAACAUUUAGUUUUCUUUCCUCCUUUUUCUACAGUUGGCUUCUCAGCAGUAAAAUAUGGAGGAAAAAUGUAGAUUAAACAUAACCUUGGCCACUGGUGCAGUUGGAUGGAACACAUUGGUGAACAACCAGUUACUUAUUGAACUUGCAAAAAAUUCAAAAGUGAAAGUGACUGGACUUGUGCCAAGCAGCACCCAGGAACAGAAAGAACAGGCCAAGAAAUUAAAUGUUGAACUUGUUGAUGGCCAAGAACUAUAUGGUUUUUCUUCAAUGGAACUCCUGUCUUUCCCACCAGAUGAUCUUGAAAUUGAUGUUUUGUUCAUGCACUCAUAUGGGCUUCAUGAGGGAAAACAUGCACAGAACAUAAGAAAAUUUAAGAAAUGUAAAUGGUUUCACAUCAUCCAUACCAUUGGCGAAGAACUUGCUAAAUAUAUGGAUAAGAAAUAUAAGCAGGAGUCAGAGCACCAGCUACAGCUUACACUGAGUCAGAUGGCAGACUGUGUAAUUGCAAUUGGUCCCAAAGUAGCAGACACCUUCAGAUCUGAACUGUGUCAUUGUGAAAAGAGCAAUGAUGUCAUUGAGUUAACUCCAGGGAUCAUGAAGGAAUUGGUAGGUGUGCGAAAAUCACGCCAGCCUGGAGAGAUGUUCCGCAUCUUGAUCAGUGCAACAUGGUUUGCAAAGUAUUACAGAGUGAAGGGGCUGGAUAUUGCAGCCAAGGCCAUGACGUUCUUGCAAGAGGAAUCAUGCCAUCUCAUCUAUAUCGUUAACCUAGAUGAAGAUACCAAAGACCUCACUGACCAACUCCUUACAGAAGGGAUUGAGCUGCACCAGCUUACAGUGCGACCUUUUCAAAGUUCUAAAUUGGAAAAUUGGAAGAAGAUGUUGUGUGAAGUUAAUCUUAUCAUAAUGCCGGCACGAACAGAGGGCUUCGGCACAACCAACCUCCGUGCUAUUUCUGCUGACCUCCCAGUACUUGUCAGCCAGAAUUGUGGUUUUGGAAUGGCUCUGAAGAAAUUACCCUCUGGAGGAAAACAUGUCAUUAAAUCAAAUAAACCUGAAGAAUGGGCAAAGAGGAUAAAGGAAGUCCUAGAAAAUAGCCCAGAAGAUCUGAUGACAGAAGCAAAGAAGCUUCGCAAAGAGUAUGAGGAAGAAUACAACUGGGAGAAGCAAUGUGAUGAUCUUGUUGAAAGAAUGCUUACAAUGUUUCCAAGCAAACAAGGUGUGUUUGAUUUAUCACAGAUUCACAGAGUGCUUGUCCACGCUAAGAGCAGGUUCUCUUUGAGAGCUAGCUCUUUAAUGGUAUAGCAAAAUUUAAUGUUGGUGAAUUGUUGAUUUACCUGAAUUUACUCCCACUCCAGGUUUUUUUUUUCUGAAGAGUUAUAGUAUCACAAAUUUUUUUCUGCAUUGUACAAGAGGUAAUUUCAAUGGCAUCAUAUAUCAUUCAAUAAAAUACCUGUGAAUGCCUUGAGUUACAACUGUUGAGUGAGUCUCAACUAUUACAAAUUAAAUACAAAAUUUCUGCAAAAAGUUGUUCUUAUUUUUUCUUAUAUUUUGAAAAAGGGAAACCAAAGCUCUGCUCUUGAUACUUUUAACCUAAACUCCCUUUCUCUAGCACUGUGUUUACAUCUUUUGUCCUUAAAGUAGUCCCUUUAUUGGGAGAUGCAGUGGCCAGAGGUCCGUUUUCAAGACCAGGCAGGUCAAUGUGUUGUGUUCUUGGGCAAGACACUUUUAGCCUCCCUCCACCCAGGAGUAUGAAUGGGUACCACUUAAUUGUCAGGGAAGCCUAAAGAAAUGUGGGGGGGAUAACCUUGUGAUGGACGGUGCAGCAUUCUCAGGGGGAGUGGUAAUACCCCUCUUUGCUUCGUGCUACAUGGAGACUCAGAUAAACUCUAGCUGGGUGGGCCAGUUGGCUUGUGUUUUGUAUGUAGUUAUAAUGUGGCUUGGGUUCAAUUUUCGAACUUAGUGUCUUUUUUCUCUCAAUGUUUCACAAAUAGAGAUUAACACUCCAACUCCCAAUUUAACAUGCCUUUGUAUUUGAUUUUUGAUAUAUAUUUUUCAUUGUUUCUAGCAACUUGAUUAAAAGAAUGUCUUUUCUUUCUCUCUUCAGAAGAUUUCAAACAAUGUGUUGAGCACAGUGAAGAGUCUGACCAAGCAAGGGGAGGGGAUCCAGAAGUCCAGCAAUGUGAAACCGAGGUAAUAGUAGAUAUGAGGAGAGAAUGCAUGAAAAUGUCAACCUUGGAAGCCAGGAGCCAAGGCCUGCAGAAGAAAAGAAAGUCAACCAAAGUGAGGGAAAAGCUACUGAGGAGAUGAUUGAUGCUGUUCAGAGAGAAACUCUGAAACUUAGCCUUAUCCAGGACAGGACUCAGGAGGAGAAAAAGAGGAGUGGAUUUGAUCAGGUGGACAGUGCAGCAGCAACAUUGGAUGGUGUUAAUGAUAGUGGAUCAAACAGGGAUCAGACAGGAAAGCUUUUCAAAGUUAAAGAUAUUCCUUUUUCUGUUUUGAGUAGUAUCUGCAUGAAACUUAACAUAAAGGAUGACUUGUCUUUUAGAGAUUUUCGCCAGCUUGGAGAGAAAAUGGGAUUUAAUAAGGAUUUCACAAAAGUUUUAGAACAGAAAAGUAAUCCUACUUAUGAACUUAUUGAACAGUGGCAUUCAAAUCCUAAAUCAACUGUAGAAAAUCUUUUAAUGAUACUCAAAGAUGAUGACAUGGGAAGAUGGGAUGUUGCAAUCAUUCUGGAAGACUGGUUGAAGAAGGAAGGGAUUGAUAAUUAG